This is a messenger RNA of Mucor velutinosus, 390 nucleotides long. RefSeq lists its product as uncharacterized. The transcript has 4 exons. Lineage: Eukaryota; Fungi; Mucoromycota; Mucoromycetes; Mucorales; Mucoraceae. The coding region runs from base 1 to 390 and encodes 129 amino acids. The record is from RefSeq and is a predicted model, not a curated record.
AUGGUUCCCAAGAAGAUCAAGAGUAAGCGUGUCCGCACUGCACACAAGCAUAGAAUUUUGGGUCGUAUUAGAGAUCAUCAUCGUAAGGAACGUAGAGCAGCAAGAAAGAAUCCCGGAAAGCACAACAAAACCAAGAAGGACCCCGGAAUUCCCAAUGAAUGGCCCUUCAAGGAGGAGCUUUUAAAUGAAAUCCAAGCACAAAAGAAUGAGGCUGAAGAGGAAAAGUUAAGAAAUAAGCAAAUACAGCAAGCUGAAAGAGCCAAGGCAAAGAAAGCAGCAAAGAAGGCCGAGGUUGCCGAGAACAUUGCUGCUGCAAAAGCUGCUGCUGCCGCUGCUGCCAGAGCUGCAGUUGUAGUGGAUAAAAAGCCCAAGAAGACCAGCAAAAAAUAA